AAUAUGAAUGAAGGAAUGCAUGACCCCAUAAUCACAAGUAGGCAAGACCCUAAGUGACCAAUUUACGUGAUUAAUACCAAAGAUUUGAAAACAGGGUAUAUAGUUGAAGUUACUAUAAAAAACAGAGGCAAUCCUAAUUAGUAAUUAGUAGUUGUAAUUUUUAUUUGGAGUAGAGCUUAAAGAAAUAAUAAUAGAGAGCAAAAUCAACCAUUUUUGCGUAAAUAUGCGGUCAUGAUCCCAACUAAACUGCGUCCUGUUCGUUUUCAUUUAUUCUCUCAGGUCUAAAGCAUAUUAGAGCUUGGAAAUCAUGAAUUUCAGAAAAGGGAACUUGGUGGAGGUAUUAAGAGGAGAAGAUGAUCCAUGUGGCUCCUGGUUUACUGCUAAUAUUGUUACGGCGGACGUCGAAAACUGUGUUGUUAGAUACAAACUGCUGAUGGACCAUGAAGGAAAACAAGUGGUGGAGAAGCUUCAAAGGAAGGAUGUUAGACCCUUACCUCCAAGUGUAAAUUGGAAGAGUUGGGCAGUCGGCGAUGUAGCUGAGGUGUUUGAUAACCGGUGUUGGAGGGUUGGAAAGAUCACAAAGGUGUUAAAGAACAACGACCGAUUUGUCAUUAAGUUCUUUGGGUCAAUCCAACUUAUGGAAUUUCAUGGGUCGAGUUUAAGGAUUAGACAGGCUUGGGAUGGCAAGAAGUGGGUGGUGAGGGGGAAGGUUGCUCAGUGUGAAGGCUUGACCAACAAUUUCACACCAAAAUUUCCAAAUCGUGCUGGUGGCUUGCUUUUCAGGACUUCAUGUCAUUUAACCAAAACCCCACAAUUUAGGGAGAAGGAUAGAGAGGGAAUGCAUAAGGGCAGAGCUGAUAAUGCCACCUUGCGUAUGUCCUUGAGAGCUGCAAAUAAAGGCUAUGACCAUCACUCUGAAGAAUGCGACCCCAUCUUCAGACGAACCCUUAGGAGAAGGAAAUUACCGCCUUUCUCUAGAGGUUGCAACGACAAAACUCUUAAGAGAACACAUCCUUUGUUUGACCAGGUAGAUGAUAUUUCUUUCCCGCAUGUAGUAGGGCUUGACGGAGAAGUCAUUAAGCAAUCAGCUAAAAGGAUCAAAAACACAACUCCUCACUGUUUAUAUGAUUCUUCUAGACCUGUUUUGUCUUCUAAAGAUAGUGACCAAUGCUCAGUUGCUAGUUGUAGUUCUAAUGGUGUAGCUGACUACGCUGGCCAAAUUUAUCGUAUACCAUCAGGAAGCACAGCUGAUAAUUCUGAUGCCGAGUCAUCAUUCCCCUAUUCAUGUGGCAAGAGGGACUUACAGUUGUCCCCUGCUGAUAAGGUUGUUGACAUCCAUGAACUUGAGCUUCGUGCUUACAAGUCAACAGUGGAGGCAUUGUAUGCUUCGGGUCCUUUAACUUGGGAGCAGGAGUUCCUGUUAACAAAUCUCCGCCUUUCCCUUAACAUUUCCGACAAGGAACACCUGCUCCAGCUGAGGCACCUUUUGUCUGCUCAAGUUAUGCGAUAGUAUCAUGUGUAUCUUGCUAAGUGCACCAAUUUAAUCAGUUUGAGGCUCAACCGCUUGGAAAAUGACAGUUUUGAGUCGAGACCUGUGGGGGCUAUUGCAGCUAAUUCUCUUGUAGGCGGCAGCAUAUGACCUUAACCUUCCUAGUGUAUAUAAUGUGUAAAUUAUUUUCCAGGAAUUCAGUUUUACUUCUUGCAGCUUAGAGCCAAUAACAGAAAUUUAUGUCUUAUAAAAGUAAUUUGACUGAAUAAAUUUCUAUAGGUUUUGUUUUUGCAA
Molecule: messenger RNA, 1783 nt
Organism: Gossypium raimondii (Peruvian cotton)
Lineage: Eukaryota; Viridiplantae; Streptophyta; Magnoliopsida; Malvales; Malvaceae
Exons: 3
Coding region: 308-1510 (400 amino acids)
Source: RefSeq, a predicted model, not a curated record